CGCGGGGAGGGAGGGAGGGAGGGGUGUGUGUCUGUGUGUGCGUGCGUCUGUGUGUGUGUGUGUUUGGGGGGGGUCCUCGGCUGACGCGCGGCCGCCCCCGCACUGCUCUCCCCGGACCCCGCGUCCUCACGGCCGCCCGGCAAUGGGUGCCGCAGCACAGCCCGUUCCUUAGGCAAAGGGAAAUAAAUUCGCCGCACCGACACGUCAAGUAGUCCCCCCUCAGGAGAAGCCGCCGAGCCCGCCCUCCUGGUUCCCCCCCUUGCCCCGGCCCGGGCCCGGCCGGCGGCGUCCCACCGUUGCAACGGGGAGUGGGGAGCGUGGGCGUGGGCCCGCCGGUCCCCGGUUCCUCGUUUCUCUCCUCCUGCGCCUCUUCGGCUUCGUGCCGCCCUCCCCGCCCGCUCCCUCCUCCCCGCCGCAGGAGGAGCCCCCCGCGGAGAGGGGGAAGGAAAAGGACCCCACAGAGGCGAGAGCGAGCGAAGAGGAGGAGGAGAAGGGAGCAACCUACCAUCUUCCACUCCCCGCUUAGCUUAAAGAAAGUGAGAGGAGAGAGAGAGAGGCGCCCAGAAGAGGGGGACAGGGAGGCCCAGAGGAGCGGCGGCGCCGGCACCCUCCCCCUAUGAAGAAGAGUCCUCCCCCUCAGAGAGAGGUCCUGCCAGGGGGACCCCGGCCGGCCCGCAGCAGCACCGCCGCCGCCAGCAGGCGCCGGGAAAAUUCCGUUUCUUCAGCAACUUGUUAUUCCGGAGCCGGGCCUGCUCCCCUCGCCCUGGGGCUGCCCUUCCCGCACAGGAGGGGGUAGAGAGCUGAAAGGGAUAACUUACUCAAAACUGGACUAGUGUUAAAGUGGAAACCAGAAACUAAAGGCACUGGAAUCAGCAAAGACACUUCUAGAGAAAGUGGAGAAGGUAGAGAAUGGAGCUGCAGACUCUACAGGAGGCUCUGAAAGUGGAAAUUCAGGUUCACCAGAAAUUGGUUGCCCAAAUGAAGCAAGAUCCACAGAACGCUGAUUUGAAGAAACAACUUCAUGAACUUCAAGCCAAAAUCACAGCUCUGAGUGAGAAACAGAAAAGAGUGGUGGAACAGCUUCGAAAGAAUUUGAUAGUGAAGCAGGAACAGCCAGACAGUAAAUUUCAAAUACAGCCAUUGGCACAGUCAGAAAACAAACUACAGACACCACAGCCACAACCACUACAACAGCUACAGCAACAUCACCAUCAACAGCAGCAACAGUCCACGGCACCCUCUCCAAACGUGAUAGGAUCACAGAAAACUGUAACUACAGCUUCUAUGAUCACCACUAAGACACUACCUCUCGUCUUGAAAGCAGCAACUGCGACCAUGCCUGCCUCUGUUGUGGGUCAGAGACCUACCAUUGCCAUGGUUACUGCUAUCAACAACAAUCAGAAAGCAGUCCUCAGCACUGAUGCGCAGAAUGCACCAGUCAACCUCCAGACAACAAAUAAGGUCACUGGGCCAGGAGCUGAGGCAGUCCAAAUAGUGACAAAAAACACAGUAACUUUGCAGGUUCAGGCUACCCCUCAGCCCAUAAAAGUGCCGCAGUUCAUCCCUCCUCCCAGACUUACUCCUCGUCCAAAUUUUCUUCCACAGGUUCGACCUAAACCAGUUGCCCAAAAUAACAUUCCUAUUGCCCCUGCACCUCCUCCAAUGCUUGCAGCUCCUCAGCUUAUUCAGAGGCCUGUGAUGUUGACAACAAAGUUCACACCCACCUCUUUACCCAACUCUCAGAACUCCAUACAUCCAGUUCGUGUAGUUAACGGGCAGACAGCAACCAUAGCCAAAACUUUCCCUAUGGCACAGCUCACCAGCAUCGUGAUAGCAGCACCGGGUACCAGGCUCGCUGGGCCUCAGACUGUACAGAUCAGCAAACCAAACAUUGAAAAACAGACUAUUAAACCACAUGUGGAAACAGAAGAGAAGCAAACAGAAAGUCGUACAGUUACUCCACCUGCUGCACCGAAGCCAAAACGAGAAGAAAAUCCACAGAAACUUGCCUUCAUGGUUUCUCUGGGACUAGUUACUCAUGACCAUCUGGAAGAAAUCCAAAGUAAGCGACAAGAGAGGAAAAGAAGAACAACAGCAAAUCCAGUGUACAGUGGAGCCGUUUUUGAGCCUGAGCGCAAGAAGAGUACAGUGACGUACCUGAACAGCACAAUGCAUCCUGGGACACGUAAAAGAGGUCGUCCACCUAAAUACAACACGGUGUUGGGGUUUGGGGCUUUGACCCCCACGUCCCCUCUCUCCAGUUAUCCUGACUCCCCUGAAAAUGAAAAGACAGAGACCACAUUUACUUUUCCCGCAGCUGUUCAGCCUGUGUCCCUGCCUAGCCCCAGCUCCACAGACGGUGAUAUCCAUGAGGAUUUUUGCAGCGUUUGCAGAAAAAGUGGGCAGUUGCUGAUGUGUGACACAUGUUCACGUGUUUAUCACCUGGACUGUCUGGACCCGCCUCUGAAAACCAUUCCUAAGGGCAUGUGGAUCUGUCCCAAAUGUCAAGACCAGAUGCUAAAGAAGGAAGAAGCAAUCCCAUGGCCAGGAACUUUAGCAAUUGUUCAUUCAUAUAUUGCAUAUAAAGCAGCAAAAGAAGAGGAAAAACAGAAACUACUUAAAUGGAGUUCAGAUUUAAAACAGGAAAGAGAACAACUAGAGCAGAAGGUCAAACAGCUCAGCAAUUCUAUAACAAAAUGCAUGGAAAUGAAGAAUACCAUCCUUGCAAAACAGAAGGAGAUGCACAGCUCCUUGGAGAAGGUAAAACAGCUGAUCCGCCUCAUCCAAGGCAUCGACCUUUCAAAACCCAUAAACUCUGAGGUCAAUUCAGUAGCCAUCUCCAACGGCAUGGACUCCACUAACAAUACUAAUGCUGCCACCUCCACCUUAGCCCCCUCCCCUUCCCAGAGCUGCAUGGUGAACUGUAACAAGGGCGAUGAGACUAAAUAACACAGUGAAGUUAAGAAGGAGCCAAGGGAGGUGGCGGCGAGGAGAAAGAGCAAAAUAAAGAAACUCUAGAAAAGCAAAACUGGA
Molecule: messenger RNA, 3033 nt
Organism: Vidua chalybeata
Lineage: Eukaryota; Metazoa; Chordata; Aves; Passeriformes; Viduidae
Gene: PHF21A
Product: PHD finger protein 21A
Exons: 21
Coding region: 910-2949 (679 amino acids)
Biological process (GO): negative regulation of transcription by RNA polymerase II
Cellular component (GO): histone deacetylase complex
Molecular function (GO): chromatin binding
Source: RefSeq, a predicted model, not a curated record